CGAGCGAUUCUUUGUUACUGCUCCACCUUGUGUCGAGUGUCAAAUGCUUACGUAACGCGAAAUUAUUUUCUGCUGUGAUAGGCCUAGACAAGAAGUGAAGAGAAAAACAAAAACGUUAGGUGUAUAAAGUUUUAGCCAGCAGACGAAGGUUUCUUGCAAAUUGAAUGAAGAAUUAAGUAUUUUGAGUGGCGUAGGUCGAGAACAAACGUUUCAGAUUUAAUAAUGAGGGUUGACCACUAGCUUCCAUCGACCCGGCCAUAGUGACUCGCCCUGACGAGUAUGACAGCAGCGGUCAUGGAAAAUAUUUCCUGGGAUCCUGCUCUUUCUAAACUUCUGAACUCCCUCGAGGAGCAUAAAACCGACAUACCAAGCUGCACAGAUGAGGAGUUUGGUUUUCUUAAUGAUUUAUUGCGGUCAAAAGAGCUAAAUGCUCUCGUCAAUGUACACAACAAGAUUUUGGCUAAUGUGCAGGAUGAAAAAUUCGCCCCUGUAUUGUCUAAUUCGAUGGACAUCGAUAUUGAAGUUCUAGAUAUGCUAGCAUCGAAGACACAUAUUUCAGAGGAGUGCAAGGAAUUAUUCCAUUUGCUUCAGAGACCUCACAUACAGGUUUUAUUAGCCGGCAUAAUGGAACCUACUCUGGUUUAUGGACUUUGGCACACUGAAUCUUAAGGAAGGCCGCGGUGAAUUUGAAAGUUGCAGGGGGUUAUUUUCAUCUUACAGAUGACUGAUAUUUUUUUUUAUAUUCCAAAACUGAGAAAAAAUCAGGUUUCGAUGUUUUCCAAUGACGGCAUGUGGCUGUACAGGCAUUAAAUCUUCAAAACAGUCCCCUUACCAGGAUUUUUGGUCGAUUGACUUGAAUUUUGGUUUCCAUCCAUCUAAUAGAGCAAUUCCAUGUCAAAUCCGAAAUGAAUGACGCAGAACCUACCCGAAAAACUGGCCGAUGGACACGGCCGUAUCAUCACUCCCAGGGACCCUUCCCCCAUGAGAACCUAUAGGGGGUAACCUAUUCGAAUUUCGCAAGGGGAAAAUGAUGCCGGACAUCCCCGCACGGAGAGAAAAAUACACGACAAUCUCGUCGAAGGUAUCGCCAAAAAUUAUUGUGCUACCUACCAAUGCGGGGACGUGUCAGGGGGUACGUUGGUAAUCGAAAUGUAACACUCCUAUAAUUCGGGAGAACAAGUUAAAAAAUAGUAGGUGCGCACCACAAAGUCGUGCGCUCGGGGAUCCAAAAAUUAGGGUGCCAAUCCACUAAACGCCAUACGAUAGCCUACGUGCAUACGAAGCUUAUUCAUUCUUCAAAGCACAGAGGUCACCACUUAGUAGAGGAGCACAGGCGAAAAUUUAGUGAAUGGCACACUAAAAUUUG
Diachasma alloeum is the source of this 1366-nucleotide messenger RNA. RefSeq lists its product as uncharacterized. Gene Ontology annotation, molecular function: protein binding. The transcript is spliced from 4 exons. Lineage: Eukaryota; Metazoa; Arthropoda; Insecta; Hymenoptera; Braconidae. The record is from RefSeq and is a predicted model, not a curated record. The coding region runs from base 280 to 669 and encodes 129 amino acids.